UUGUGAAACAACCCUUCCGUUUUUUUUCUUCAUAUUUUGGGUUUGGUAGAUAAUGAGUUGAGAGUGUUGAGAGUGUAAGUUGGUCAGACGAAGUCCUAACUCCUAAACCCACCCACUAAGAGCUCCUAAUAGUUCCCUCUCCUGGGAACUGGAAGACAAGACUGGGACGAUGCACUAACUACAGUAUAUAACGCAACAGUACCUCUGUUCCACCAAUCCUCUCUUCUUGGUGUGUUCUCCUAUGCUUCUGUCUGUGAUUGGAAAAGGGUAAGUCCAUGAUACAGACAGACCGGUGUGGCCCUGCAGAGUGAAGACCAGGAGGAUGGCAUACAGUGUGGACUUCAAUCUGACACCUAUAAUGGAGCUUGAAUUGGAGAGUCUUAGGGGUGAUGAUACGGCCCAGGACUAUAUGACGGGAACAGGUCUGAAGAGUGGCAGUCGUGAAACCCUGGAAAUGGAGGUCCUUACAACGGAAGGCAGAGAUAGGCUGGCCAGCCAGAUGAGUGAUGUCAGAGAGCGGGCAGAUGCGAGGAGUGAGGAAUCCAUACAGACCAACCUUCUGGUCAGGAAGUGCUGGUCUACCGCCACCCUGAGGGUCCUGUCCUCCAUGCCCAGUCGCAGCAUCGGGCAGCAGAGUCGUCUUGAAAUCAUCUCCCAGUGUAACAUCCGUUCUACUCAGCUGCGCAGGUACCACCGCCAGACCCAGGACGUUUCCCUCUCCUCCAGACCUAGUAUCCGUGGCUAUGGGAUCGAGGCGGACUCUGAGGAUGUCUGUGAGGAAGAGACCAAGAGACAGGAGCUGGUCAACAAUCUUCAGAGUCUGUCGGCCGGUGACCGUGUGCGUAUGCUGCGUGCCACGCCUCUUAGUCUGGCUGAGAAGACUAAACUUAGGAAACUUGUAUUCAGUGACAAAGUUGGACAGUCCCUCUUGAGCAGCCAGGUUCCCUGCUGUAGCUUCCUUAAGCGAGCUUUGUAUCACAUCUUGUUCGGAUGUCUCUUCAUCCUCAGUUCCCUGCAGUUGUGGCAGGGGGCUUUGAAGAGGCUGGGUGGCCGCUUUGGCACUGGUGUGCUCUCCUACUUUCUCUUCAUCAGGACUCUUCUGCUCUUCAACGUCUUUCUCUUCCUCAUCAACGGCCUGUUCCUGGUCCUCCCCCAGGCCAUCCACCCGCCCCUUCACACCCCCAGCUCCCGCAGAGUCACAGGCCUGGAGCUGUUCACCGGCACGGGUUAUCUCUCGAACUCUCUAAUGUUUUAUGGCUACUACACCAACUCCACCAUCAAUACCAGUUGUAGACCUGAUGAAGCCACCGCCGGGACUGGCUGCGGCACCACCAGUGACCCUCACAUGAUGGCCUACAACAUUCCCUUAGCCUACUGCUUCACCAUCGGCAUAACUUUCUUUAUCACCGGCAUCGUCCUCGUUUACAGCAUGUCCACGUCCUUUGGGAGGAGUUUCCAUGUGUUCAAGUCUCAGGGAAACAUGGCCAUAAAGGUCUUCUGCUCCUGGGAUUUCAAAGUCAGCAAGAAGAUGUCUGUCAGGCUGCAGUCGGAGAACAUCACCACCCAGCUCAAGGAGCUGUUGUCGGAGGUGAAAGGCGGAGAGGAGGUGAAGGACAGGCUGUCUGGGAUGACGGUGCACCUGCUAGCAUGGAGCAUUUCUCUGGGGAGCACCUUCUUCUGUGCACUCGGCAUCCACUGCUUUGCCAAGUACAUGCACCUGAGGAGACUUGAGGAUGCAGAGGGGGAGGUCAGUGUGGUGCAUGAGGCUCGUCUGCUGGCUCUGCCUGGGGUUGUGUCCUGUGGGAACCUCCUCAUCCCUGGUCUCUUCAACCUCGUGUCUUGGAUGGAGAACUUCAACUCGCCCAUUGUACGUCUCUAUGUUUCCAUCUUCAGGAACCUACUGCUGAAGGUGAGCAUUCUUGGCGUACUGUGCUACCAUUGGCUGGGGAAAAUUGCAGCUGAACCAGAGCAACAUGGUCUGCAGUGCUGGGAGAGCUUUGUUGGUCAGGAGCUGUAUCGUUUCCUGCUCGUGGAUUUCAUAUUCACGGUUCUCUACACAGUCUUCGGAGAAUUUAUAUGGAAGCGGUUUUCUCAAGGAGUGCUGAGGAGAAGGAGGAAGCCAGUGUUUGAUAUCGCCCGUAACGUACUCGAGCUCAUCUAUGGGCAAACCCUCACCUGGCUCGGCUUGCUCUUCACUCCUUUACUGCCAGCUGUGCAGAUCCUCAAGCUGUUGUUGUUGUUCCAUAUGAAAAAGAGCAGCGUACUGGUGAACUGCCAGGCAUCCAGGAAGCCAUGGAGAGCCAGUCAGAUGAGCACCCUCUUCAUCUCUCUGCUGUGUUUCCCCUCCUUCCUCGGGGCCACCGUGUCUGUGACAUACACAAUAUGGCUGAUUAAGCCCUCCUCUGGCUGUGGUCCUUUCAGGAACCUCCCCUUCAUGUUCCACUCAGGCAAACAGUGGGCCCAGGAGCUGCAGAGUACCAACCCCAAGCUGGCCUGGCUCAACUGGUUACACAGCUGCUUGGUGGAGAACCCCUUCUUCCUGUUCCUGUUGGCUGGUGUCUUUCUAAUGGUCAUUUACAUUCACACCCAAGUUUUAGACGGCCAAAGGAAAAUAAUCAGUCUGCUACAGGAGCAAAUAGAAAAUGAGGGGAAGGACAAGAAGUUCUUAAUUACUAGUCUGCAGGCCAUCCAUGAGAAGAGGCAGUAUCCACUGUCCCCUUCCUCCAGGCCUCAGCCACAGGGCAGUGAGGUUUAAUAUGUUUUAGUGGAAGAUUAAAUGAUUCCAGAGUAUUCAUUGGAUGCUGCAUGUUAAAUGUUGGACUCCCAUCACAUCAAGGAUAUUUGGCUGCUAUCAACCAGUCAAAGUGGACUC
This is a messenger RNA of Oncorhynchus masou masou (cherry salmon), 2872 nucleotides long. RefSeq names its product transmembrane channel-like protein 6. Gene Ontology annotation, molecular function: mechanosensitive monoatomic ion channel activity. The coding region runs from base 323 to 2755 and encodes 810 amino acids. Gene Ontology annotation, cellular component: plasma membrane. The transcript is spliced from 20 exons. NCBI's taxonomy places the organism in Eukaryota, Metazoa, Chordata, Actinopteri, Salmoniformes, Salmonidae. The record is from RefSeq and is a predicted model, not a curated record.